Molecule: messenger RNA, 715 nt
Organism: Drosophila yakuba
Lineage: Eukaryota; Metazoa; Arthropoda; Insecta; Diptera; Drosophilidae
Product: histone H3.3A
Exons: 2
Coding region: 110-520 (136 amino acids)
Cellular component (GO): nucleosome
Molecular function (GO): structural constituent of chromatin; protein heterodimerization activity; DNA binding
Source: RefSeq, a predicted model, not a curated record
ACCACCCCGUCCCUCCCUUUCUCCAUUCAUUCAGCGUGAAAAUUUCGUAGAGUUCGGUCAAUUGUCAAUUGUAAAAUCUGCUCAAAGCCAAUUAAUUACCAAGUGAAAGAUGGCCCGUACCAAGCAAACAGCCCGUAAAUCGACCGGAGGCAAGGCGCCCCGCAAGCAGCUGGCCACCAAGGCUGCCCGUAAAUCGGCGCCUUCCACCGGCGGAGUGAAGAAGCCACAUCGUUACCGUCCUGGAACGGUGGCUCUGCGUGAGAUCCGUCGCUACCAGAAGUCCACGGAGCUCCUCAUCCGCAAGCUGCCCUUCCAGCGACUGGUGCGUGAGAUUGCCCAGGAUUUCAAGACCGAUCUGCGCUUCCAGUCGGCGGCCAUUGGAGCCCUACAGGAGGCCAGCGAAGCGUACCUGGUCGGUCUGUUCGAGGACACCAAUCUGUGCGCCAUUCAUGCCAAGCGCGUCACCAUUAUGCCCAAGGACAUCCAGCUGGCCAGACGCAUCCGUGGCGAGCGGGCCUAAAUGCCCAUUUCCGCCGCCAUCUUGGAUUGGAAAAGCAGUGGCGGCAAAACUACCAACCCACAGCUGUCGCUUGGAGGGGGAGAUUUGGAGGCGGGGAAGCGGAAACCCGAACCCCCGACCGCAGCUGCCGCCGCUUAGUACUAAGGUCUAUCUAUACUUACAGAUAAGUAAUCAAUAAACAAUGUUCUAAUAAAA